AUGGUGGACGUGGGCGGCAAGCCGGUGACGGCGCGCGCGGCGCUGGCCGAGUGCCGCCUGCACGUGGGCGGGCGCCUGCUGCGCCUGCUGCGCGACGCGCGCCUGCCCAAGGGCGACGCGCUGACGGUGGCGCAGCUGGCGGGCGCGCUGGGCGCCAAGCGCACGGCCGAGCUCAUCCCGCUGUGCCACCCGCUGGCGCUGGACGUGGUGCGCGUGCGCGUGGCGCUGCCGGCGGGCGAGUGCGCGGCGGGCGGCGCCAUCACGCUGCGCUGCGAGGCGCGCGCCACGGGCCGCACGGGCGUGGAGAUGGAGGCGCUGACGGGCUGCGCGGUGGCGGCGCUGGCGCUCUACGACAUGUGCAAGUCGGUGGACCGCGACAUGCGCAUCUCGGAGCUGCGCGUGCUGCGCAAGACGGGCGGGCGCAGCGACGUGGCGCCGGCCGAGCCGCCCGCGCCGCUGCGCAAGCCGCGCGCGCCCGACGCCGGCGACGAGACAUACGCGCCCACUAAUUUCAUGCACUUCUAG
Helicoverpa zea (corn earworm) is the source of this 525-nucleotide messenger RNA. Its product is annotated as cyclic pyranopterin monophosphate synthase-like. Gene Ontology annotation, biological process: Mo-molybdopterin cofactor biosynthetic process. NCBI's taxonomy places the organism in Eukaryota, Metazoa, Arthropoda, Insecta, Lepidoptera, Noctuidae. The transcript has a single exon. The coding region runs from base 1 to 525 and encodes 174 amino acids. The record is from RefSeq and is a predicted model, not a curated record.